Messenger RNA from Caenorhabditis briggsae, 351 nucleotides. RefSeq names its product Protein CBR-ACBP-3 (gene Cbr-acbp-3). The record is from RefSeq and is a predicted model, not a curated record. Lineage: Eukaryota; Metazoa; Nematoda; Chromadorea; Rhabditida; Rhabditidae. The transcript has 4 exons. Gene Ontology annotation, molecular function: fatty-acyl-CoA binding. Gene Ontology annotation, biological process: fatty acid metabolic process. Bases 1 to 351 code for a protein of 116 amino acids.
AUGUCUCUCCAAGAAAAGUUCGACGCCGCUGUUGAGAUCAUCCAGAAACUCCCAAAGACUGGACCAGUCAGUACCACCAACGAACAAAAGCUAACAUUCUACUCGCUGUUCAAGCAGGCCACAAUCGGAGAUGUGAACACCGAUAGGCCAGGAAUUUUCUCGAUCAUCGAGAGAAAAAAGUGGGACUCAUGGAAGGAGCUAGAAGGAACCUCGCAAGACGAUGCUAAACAGCGUUACAUCAAGGCUCUCAACGACAUGUUCGACAAAAUCGCCGAGGAACUUGACGUCGCUGCUUGGCUGGAACAAAUCGAUCCAGUGAUCAAGACAAACCUCGCUCUCAUUGGGAAGUGA